AUGUCUACGCUUGGCGCACAAAUCUCUACCAUUAACGGUCCUCUGGAAGUCGGGACACUGGCCAGCGCCAUUCUCCUUGGACUAACACACGUCCCUUGCAGUGUGGUUGAUAUCCUCUACUUCUUCUGCAAUGCAUGGUCGCUUUGGAUGUUGACUAUCAUGUUCACACUCGUACGGCCCCAACUCAAUGCAGUUGUCAUUUUGACAGCAACAUUGAACAUCCUCAUACAGCCUCUGAGAGAUAUGAUCUUUGAGGGGUUUUACGCAUAUCGCCUUUGGAGACUGUCCCAUUCCCUCGUGCUUCCUGCCAUCAUUGCAAUCACUACAGCCACAUCCACAGCAUUGAAUCUCUACACAGCCUACGGGUCGUUGGUGUAUGGAUCACUAUCGUCUGGGGACGAGUGGCACGGUGGCAUCUGGACAAUCAUGGUUAUUGACGGAUGUGACAUAGCCGGCUCGUUGUUCAUCACCGGUGGCACCGCUUGGUACCUGCGCAGGUCAAAGACGUGGGCGCUUCGUGGUACUGCAAGACGGAUUGAUAAGCUGAUUAUGUGGACGUUCGAGAUUGGCCUGCCGCCAAGUAUUUGUCGCAUCGCUGAGCUAGUAUUUGUUCUCGGUUAUAGGCAAACCGAGGCUCUGUGGCUAGGUCCAUUUACCAUUGUUGGUGGCGUUCAAGCUAACUGUCUCCUCGCUGCGAUAAACACACGUAUGAUGUGGUGCAAAGAUACUACUCGCAUACAUAUCUUCCCAACAAAUGCUACCUCAGAACUUCCUUUGGCCGAGGUAAGAUAUUCACGCUGGAUUUACUAA
Messenger RNA from Coniophora puteana RWD-64-598 SS2, 810 nucleotides. RefSeq lists its product as uncharacterized. The coding region runs from base 1 to 810 and encodes 269 amino acids. Lineage: Eukaryota; Fungi; Basidiomycota; Agaricomycetes; Boletales; Coniophoraceae. The transcript is spliced from 8 exons. The record is from RefSeq and is a predicted model, not a curated record.